Messenger RNA from Hippoglossus stenolepis (Pacific halibut), 4287 nucleotides. It is a transcript of the gene atg9a, whose product is annotated as ATG9 autophagy related 9 homolog A (S. cerevisiae). Gene Ontology annotation, biological process: protein localization to phagophore assembly site; autophagy of mitochondrion. Gene Ontology annotation, cellular component: phagophore assembly site; autophagosome. NCBI's taxonomy places the organism in Eukaryota, Metazoa, Chordata, Actinopteri, Pleuronectiformes, Pleuronectidae. The record is from RefSeq and is a predicted model, not a curated record. Bases 266 to 2839 code for a protein of 857 amino acids. The transcript has 20 exons.
UUGGACGGCAGGCGCUGACACUCAGCCGCGGCAGACGCCUCGCUGCUGUGUGGAAACUGAAACUGAGAAACAACCGGAGACUGUUUUUUAACAACACGGACACCAGAAGAGGAACCAUCGCGCCUGGGGGGGAUCUGACUGUGACACGGCCGGGGAGCAGCUGGGCAUGUUGAGGAAACACAAGAGCUGGGCGGGACGGGCUGUUCUGCAAUGGAGGCUGUAGCAGUGGGUUCGGCUACUUGGUGAAACUGAAGCGGCUGUCACUAUGGCACACUUUGACACAGAGUACCAGCGGCUGGAGGCUUCCUACAGCGACUCUCCCCCUGGAGAGGAGAACCUGCUGAUGCAUGUGCCCGAAGGAGGCAAAUCCCAGUGGCACCACAUAGAAAAUCUGGACCUGUUUUUUCAGAGAGUCUAUAAUCUGCAUCAGAAGAACGGAUUCACCUGUAUGCUGCUGGGAGAGAUUUUUGAGCUGGUUCAAUUGCUGUUUGUGGUCGGCUUCACCAUAUUUCUAGCUAACUGUGUAGAUUAUGACAUCCUCUUUGCCAACAAGUUCGUAAAUCACACGGAUUCAUCUAAAGUUACCUUGCCAGAUGCCUUCCUUCCAGUAAACGUCUGCAGUGCUCGUAUCCAAGACAAUGUGUUUGUGAUCUUUUUGCUGAUAAUCUCUGGGGUGUUCUGGCUACAUCGGCUCGUCAAGUUCAUCUACAAUGUCUGCUGUUACUGGGAGAUCCGAUCCUUCUACAUCAAUGCCCUCAAGAUGACCAUGUCAGAGCUUCCUUAUGCAACAUGGCAGGAGGUUCAGGCUAGGAUAGUGGAGAUCCAGAAAGAACACCAGAUCUGCAUCCACAAAAAGGAACUGUCCGAGCUCGACAUCUACCACCGCAUCCUCCGCUUUAAAAACUACAUGGUUGCCAUGGUGAAUAAGUCACUCCUUCCUGUUCGUUUUCGACUUCCUGGACUUGGGGACAGUGUUUUCUACACUCGGGGGCUCAAGUACAAUUUUGAGCUAAUCUUCUUCUGGGGACCAGGCUCUCUGUUUGAGAAUGAGUGGAGCCUAAAACCAGAAUAUAAGAGAGGAGGCAACAGGCUGGAGCUGGCUGACAGGCUCGCGUCUCGCAUCCUAUGGAUUGGCAUUGCCAAUCUGCUGCUGUGUCCGGUCAUUCUGGUGUGGCAGAUUCUCUACGCCUUCUUUAGUUACACUGAGGUGAUCAAGCGAGAGCCUGGUUCUCUGGGAGCGAGAUGCUGGUCUCUCUACGGUCGCUGUUACCUGCGUCACUUCAAUGAGCUGGACCACGAGCUCAUGUCACGCCUCAGCAAAGGUUACAAGGCUGCGUCCAAGUACAUGAACUGUUUCCUUUCACCACUGCUGACGGUGGUUGCCAAAAAUAUAGCGUUCUUUGCUGGGUCUCUCCUGGCGGUUCUCAUCGCCCUGACCAUCUAUGAUGAGGAUGUUCUCGCAGUAGAACAUGUUCUGUCGUCAAUCACUCUGCUGGGAGUGUGUAUCACAGUCUGCAGGUCAUUUAUUCCUGAUAAGCACAUGGUGUUUUGUCCUGAGCAGCUGCUGCGGGUUAUUUUGGCUCAUAUCCACUACAUGCCCGACCACUGGCAGGGCAACGCACAUAGAUAUGAGACCCGUGACCAGUUCUCCCAGCUCUUCCAGUACAAAGCAGUCUUUAUUCUAGAGGAGUUGCUCAGUCCAGUGGUGACUCCCAUCAUCCUGAUCUUCUGUCUGAGGAGAAAGUCUCUGGAGAUCAUUGAUUUCUUCAGGAACUUUACAGUGGAGGUGAUCGGGGUGGGUGACACCUGCUCCUUUGCCCAGAUGGACAUCAGGCAGCAUGGACACCCUGCGUGGAUGUCAGCAGGGAAGACAGAGGCGUCUAUCUACCAACAGGCGGAGGAUGGAAAAACAGAGUUAUCUCUGAUGCACUUUGCCAUUACCAACCCUCAGUGGCAGCCUCCUCAAGAAACGACACACUUCAUCAGCCAGUUGAAAGAAAGAGUUCACAGAGAGGCCACCGGGAUUCCUGGAGACACUCAUCCACUCUCAAUGUCCGAGUCUGAGCCGAGGAGCCUCGUUGCAAACCUCUUGGCAGGUCCCUCCACGCUGGGCUCUAUUCAUUUUGGCAGGGAUAGCUAUUUAGCCAAUCAUGCAGCUGGUGUAAGCGACGGAGCAUCUGCCUUGCGCUCUCUUUCCCCAAUCAGCAGCAGUCUGCACCUCAGAGGAAGUUUGAGUGCCUCUCACCAAACUGCAGGCUGCCACACGUCAGCCAUGAGCAAGGCAAUGGCAGGCUCGGGGACUGAUGCCAGAACUGUGAGCUCGGGGAGCAGUGCAUGGGAGGGUCAGCUCACCAGUUUGGUCCUAUCAGAGUAUGCCUCCACUGAGAUGAGCAUCCAUGCACUUUACAUGCAUGAGCUUCACAAACAGCAGUGUGGCGAGGUGUCUCGUCACACCUGGCACAGGCAGGAGAGCGAUGAAAGCAGUGACAGCAUCCCAGAUGAAGUGAGGAGCCAACCCACCCCUCGUUCUAGAAUUCUACCCCGCUCACAUACUUACCCCACCACAGUUCCCAGUCCCAGUGCCAUUCCCACUUCAGCUUCAGCCACCAGCAGUACCUUCAUGGGCCAGGAGGCGGCAUCAUCACAGGGAAGCAGCCAUCAGAGAAAGGGUGGACCAACCCCUGACUCUUUUGGUGCAGGGGGGAAGGUAGUGAGGUCAGCCCGUGUCCCCAUGGGAGGGUGGGCAGAGGACGGUAAGGGAGCACCACGACACCACGGGCCAGUGCCGGAGGAGAGCUCAGAGGAUGAGAUGCCUCCUCACAUCCAAAAGAUUGCAUAACUGCGCCAUGUGAAUACGAAUCAUCGCCCCGCCCUCCAUAGAUAACUCAUCAUAUCCUCAUCCUUGACCAAAUCUCACCCCAGGAUUGACCAUCUGAUUGGACACAGAUGAAGAUGAGAAUGCGAAAGAUGUGCCAUGAUCCCUGAAAAUACUCCAGUAGUGAAACCAUCUGGACAAGUUUAGAGUCAUGUUGCCGUCGGCCAUUAAAAGACACAAUGAGCUUGUGACAUCCAUGAUGUACUUUAUGACUUCCUAUAUGCCUAGACAAGGUAAAUCUAUGGAACGUCAGAAGAGGACCUACAGGAUCAAGUUAUUUACAAUUGCUAUUGAUAACGUUACAUAACUCUACAGUUUUUAUAAUGUCUCAAGAUUACAUAAUGAAAGUAUUUGGGUUGCUGUGAUGUAACAAUAAUUCUAAACACUCCUGAGAAACAAUUUGACCGCAAGGUGAUCGCAGUAAUUCAAAUUGUGCUCUUUUACAAAUCAGAUGUUAUCAGAAGUAAAAUUUGAAGAAUUUAUUGUGUCUAAAAGUUACAGCAUUUAACCAGGAUGUGUUAAAAAAGAUGUUGGUAAUACAUAGACUUUCAUUGUGCAUAUCUGCUCUGGUACCAACAGCAGAAGCCUGUGCAGCUUGCAUCUCUGUCAAUUUUUAAUUUCAUUGUGCAGUCAUUGCUUUACCAAGUUCAACUGACUUUUUGAAAAUGUUAUCAAACUUUUCCUGACGUUUGGCCCAGUUUGCACAGCUAGAAACUAAUUUUAAAGAUAGAUUGUACAAAGAAGCCUGGUAUUUGUAAAUAAAUGUUAUCGGGUAAAGUCACAGAAACCGUACAGAAUACUGAAUUCAUCACAUUAACACAAUUGUAAGGCCAGAAUUUUGUUAUGUCUAACCAGAGAUGCUGUGUGUGAGCACAUUUUCAUCUGAUUUCACCCAGGUUUUACUGUGUACCUGUUUUAUUGUUUUAUUGGUUCUAUUUUUCUAUGGGUGAGGUGGGCAAGCGAUGCUGUUUAAAGCAUGGGAUAUUGAUUUGUUGUCAUACAAGACGCCCCCCCAGCACAAGUGCAUGACUAAAUCCAUCCAUCUUCUGAAGAGUUGUACAGACAUCACCCCAAGAAUACUGACCAUCCAUCAGAUCCUGAUCACUCACAGCAUGACUGUCCUCUGUGCCCGACAUUAAGCCACAGUUCUUUAAGAGAAAUAUGCACUUUAAUCAACUGAGGGAUUGUUUGUAUGUUUUCAUAUAGUUUUUUAAUUAUUUUAUUUAUCAAAAGGGACGUGUCAUGACGAUUGAAGGUAAUGUUGUGGUUCAACGCUGUAAAGUUAGAUUAAAAAAGUGAUCACUGUCAUUUACUCUUUGUUUUGUAGAUCCUGUAAACUACCAUUUUGUACAGCUGCAAUCUCAUCUAAUAAACACGAGUCAGUGAUUUUGUGUUUACACUGAAAAAAGUAA